This is a messenger RNA of Rhodamnia argentea, 1066 nucleotides long. Its product is annotated as reticulon-like protein B8. Bases 134 to 883 code for a protein of 249 amino acids. The record is from RefSeq and is a predicted model, not a curated record. The transcript has 6 exons. Lineage: Eukaryota; Viridiplantae; Streptophyta; Magnoliopsida; Myrtales; Myrtaceae.
CUCAAGCUCUCUGCUUCCUUCGAUGCUCACGAGCUGCGUCUCUCUCAGCUAUUGAUCUUCAACAGCAAGAAGAAGAAGAAGACGAAGAAAAGACGAAGAAGAAGAGGAAUCGUGCUCUUUCACAUCCGGAACAAUGCUUGAGAAAAAAACAGCUGAGAAUGUAUUCAACGAGAUUGUGGAAACAUUCGCUGAGAAUGUUCCAAAGCAGAAGUCUGUUUCAUUCCUUGAGGGGGACAAGUCCGAAGCAGUUACUUCUCAAUUUAAAAGGCUCUUUGGACGCCAGAAUCCGCUUCACCGUCUAUUGGGGGGUGGAAAAUCUGCUGAUGUGUUACUGUGGAGGAACAAGAAGAUAUCAGCAAGUGUCUUAGCUGGUGCAACUGCCUUAUGGGUGCUCUUUGAAUGGCUUGACUACCACUUUCUGACGCUUGCAAGUUUCGCUCUGAUCCUUGGCAUGCUAGUUCAGUUUCUGUGGUCAAAUGCUUCUGGCUUAUUGAGCAGCAGGUCAGCAUCCAAACCCCCUCGUCUUGUGGUGCCUAAUGAUCUGUUUGUUAAAAUUGGGAAGUCAGUAGGAGUUGAAGUUAAUCAAGCUUUGGAAUACCUCCAGGAUGUUGCUCUGGGAGGAAACUUGAAACAAUUCCUCAUUGUCGUGGGGAGCCUAUGGGCAGCAGCUAUAAUAGGGAGCUGGUGCAAUUUUAUAACAGUGUUGUACAUUGGGUUUGUUGCUGCUCACACAUUACCUGUUCUAUAUGAGAGCUACGAAGAUCAAGUUGACAGCUUCGGCAACCAGGUCAUGGACCAGCUUCAGCAUCACUACCAUAAAUUGGAUACUGGUUUUCUCAGCAAGAUCCCCAAAGGGAAGCUCAGGGCCAAGAAGUUCGAAUAGACUACUUCAAAAGUGCAUGAGAUUGAUUGAUACAUCUCCAUAUCAUCUCUCAUGCCUGCCAUUCAUGGGCCUUGAACAGAUAUAGUUGUAUGAAUAGUUUUGCAUGAUCAUAUUAAGGCUGCACAAAGUCGUUCUUGUGCCUUGAACUGUGGCUUAUGUUAAUGACUAUUCUCGAUUCCGCUA